This is a messenger RNA of Durusdinium trenchii, 4012 nucleotides long. The record is from the annotation of a GenBank genome assembly. Lineage: Eukaryota; Dinophyceae; Suessiales; Symbiodiniaceae.
AUGAUCUCCUUGCCGGCCCUGAAGAACAUUGAGGUGCUGUCACUGGGCCGAAACCUCAUCAAGAAGAUCUCAGGAUUAGAGGAGAUUGGCUCCACUCUCAAGGAGCUUUGGAUCUCCUACAAUCAGAUCUCAACCUUGGAUGGCUUAGCACCUUGCGUGAAACUCACCACACUCUUCAUCUCGAACAACAAGAUCAAGGACUGGCCCGAGCUCGACAAGCUCCAGGCCAACCAGGAUUUGGUGAACGUGCUCUUCUAUGGCAAUCCGAUUUAUGAAGGUUUGUCCAAGAAGCAGGCCCGACCGAAGGUCCUGGAGCAUUUGCCGAAGAUUGCCACCUUGGACGGCGAGCUCCUCACCGGCGAUGAUGACGAUGGGGCCGGGGCGCCACCACGGGACCGGACGGGAGAGAAGCGACGGAGGGGGAGGAAGCUGCGGAGUGAGGAGUGGCCAGCUUAUGGGAUAUGGACACCGGAUGUGGAGUUGAGUGUGACGUUACGGACGUCGGUGAUCUCCCUGCCGUGCUACGACGAUGACGGAGUCUAUCUAGGCCCUGCGAUCUACGGCACGGCGAAGACCUUCGCCGCCCCUGCGGCGCGGAGCAUGCGGAAGCGCUUGCGGCGGGGAGCUUUGAAGGGGAAGACGGAGGAUCUGGAUGGCUACCCAGAGAGAGAGGAUCCUGGACCAGGUGAUGAUGCCCCGGUAGCUCGUUUGGGACGCAGCAGCGUGCCGAAGGAGGGCUUGUCCCGGCGAAGUUCUCCUCCAGCCUUGGCGGUGGAACCUGUCUUUGGGAAUGCACCACAGGCUGGGAUUUCACUUGCCCAGAACCAGGUGGAGCUGCCUUCCUUAUGCCGCCCUCGCGAUAUCAACUCGCGGGCAGCAUCGCCUUUGUCACCCUUGGGCACCCUGGAACCUCCACGUGGACAGCGGAUGCUGCAGCACCUGGGCGCCUCAGUGGUGGGCGAGGAGGUUCCUGCGCCUCAGAAGUACGAGUCUGAAUCGGAGGAGGAUGACCCAAGCUGCCCUUCAAUCACUCCUGGCAGCCCUGCGAAACGCGCUUUGCCUGAGGCUGCCCAUGCGCCCAGAACGGUGGCACAGUUGGAGCAGUUGAUGCUCGAGUGGUCAGAGACACCAGCGGAUUGCAAGGACGGCGAUUUCUGCUACGCCAAGGCUUUGACGCCCUACACAUUGAUCCCCGUGCGACGGCCCAAUGAGCAGGACAAGACCUGGGUUGUGGCGGGGCGCAGUGGUCUGAUGUUUUGCAGUGAGACUGGCAUCGAGGAUUGGGUAACCUACAAGGACUUCUUUGCGGAGCGGGAGCUCUACCGGACGAUGAAACGACAACGCUGGGCCAAGCAAUUCCAGAUCGAGAAGAACUUCCAUCGCUGGAGAGAGAAUGCCCGUCGGGCUGGCUUCGCUUUGGCCCGGGAUGCCGUCGCUGAUCAGCUUUUCCACUUGAAGCCCAUCACUCAAGACGCUCUUUUGUGGCUUCACCGAUUUUGCUGUGAGAAGUUUGAGCGGCUGAGCCCGCUGGAUGCGGAGGCCUUUGGACAUCAGCCACGGCUCUUGGCGGAGUAUGGGGCCAUCCACCGCAUGGGCUGUGAACGGGUCUUGGCACUCGUAACAACCUUAGAUCAUCAGCUGGAGAAUGGCCUUCGGAAGUGGUGCAGCAAGAUGCUGCGGCCGCACCUCGACGCGGAGCGCGAGGCGGCGCCCAAGCCGCCCAACCUGGCGAUCGCCGCGGCAGAGGUCACGGACGUCAUGCAAAGCUUGGUCCCAUUGAUCGAGCCCAGCAAGGAAGAGGUCGCCUUGGGCUUUCCUCCCACCACCGUGGCUGGGCGCACUCGUUUGCAACACGUAUGCUACUCAAUCUGGACCUUCAUCCGCUUGUGCAGCUUCAUGGUAGAAGGACAUCUACGAAACCUCGCACGGCAGGAGUUUCAACGGUUUGCCGCGGCCUUGCUGUCAGAGCCCCGGGAGUUCUUGAGGUCAGAGCAAUGGCGCAACUCCAGGACCCCCGACGUGCCCAUGCGGCGCCGCGUCUCGGGGCAGCGCCGGGCCUUGCGAGAUCUGGUCUUCCAGCUGGAACUCACCACAGGUGUCGACCUCCGCCGCUGGCCCCGCCAAGCUCGCCGCGCGGCGGCCGACCCGCGCGUGCCGGCGCCGCCGGCGCCACGGCUGGCUGCGACGCCCAAUGCAGAGGAGGUCAUUGGAUGGGUCCUACAAGCCAUGAACAGCAACAUCAACACGCUCCAGUCUCUCAGGAUGCCCUCAUGCACUGCAUCUUUGCUGCUCUACCGUCAGGUGGCCACCCAAAAUGGGCUGGCAGAUUCGGAGGAGACCCCGCACUGGCCUUGCUACGAGCUCUCGAAAGACAUCCUCAAUGAGGAAGGUGCCCAAGAGAAUGUCUUGGCGGUGCUGGAGCGCUUGAAAGAGGCCUUUCAGGUGAUGGACAGCUUGGAACAAAAGCUUCAGGGCCUGGUUGGCCGCUACUGCGACAGCAUGACCUUCUCUCCUGUACCCAGUGAUGCCUUGCAGGACCUUGCAUCUCAGAUGAUCAAUCUCGGGGAGAUGAAGAAGCAGCUCCUUGAUGUUCAGGAGUCCUACCCUGUGAAUGGCAUUUUGCUCCUGGAUUGCUUGACCCUGCAGAAGGACCUGAAUCACGGCUGGUCAGAUCGACUGGAUGAGCUGAUCCGGAAGUCACAAGAAGAAAUCGAGGCCGCCUCCAGGCCAGUGCAACAGUGGACUUCGGAACAUCAGGGCACCAUCCAGGCGCUUCCGCCCACAGACAUCGAAAACUUCUUGCAGUACCUGCUUCGUGUUCAGAGGAUUCAAUUGGACUUCCCCCAACACCAGAAGCAGGUGCAGCAGAUGCAACACCUGGAGCUGCUGUUGCACCAGAUAGGCGGAGUGUUGGAUUCCUUCUACACCGAUAUGAUUGUCCAUUCGAAGGAGCGGACCACCGAUUUCAAGAGGGAGUUGACCAAGAGCCUCGAGAGAAUCGAGGUAUCCUCGAAGCGUUUCAUUGAAGCCUUGCAACAGCAGAAGCCUACAAUCUUGCAGAAGUUGCAGCUGUUCAUCCAGAGUCUGCAAGAUCCAGCGCUACAGACGCUUCAGAGCGACACCUUUGGAGAACUCGAGGCGGAUGACAUGGCUCCCAGCAAGGCCUUGCUGAUGGCCGAGCACCGUGGGGAGGAGCUGAAGUUCUCCUUCCAGGAUCAGCAAGAGACCCAAUACAUCCUCAAGACGGAGGCGCUUCUGACGAAGAAGUCGCAGGAGCUCCAGCAGCUGGAGGAAUUGGUGAGGAAUUGGACCGAGAAGUUGCGAUGUCUCGGUGUCGAGGAUGCCACGUGCGAGGAGAAGUUCACGGAGGCCCAGUCGUUGCUCGAUCCCCUGGCCGAGCUCUGGUCGGCCGCUGCGGAGUUCUUGGAGGUGCUCCGCUUCUGUGGCGAGGCAGAUCUGUGGUCUUUUGACCAGGAGCUGUGCUGCUCCAAAUGCAAGGACAUGUCAGAGCAACUGGAGGACAUGUUGCCGAUUUGCAUGUGCGUGGAGCUUCAUACCCGCUGUGAGCUGCUUCUGGAGAUUCUCAACUUGGCCCAGAUCUUCAAGAGUCAAGAGCUCCAAGAGGUUCACUGGCAACAGCUGGAUGCCAUGGUAGACAAGUGGAACUUGAAGAUCCUUCAGAACCUCAGAACCAGGUUGAACAACAAGUCGGUGAUGCUUCAGGUGCUCUAUGCCGGAAUCAGAAGAGUGAUCCUCUUCAGAAAUGACAACCUUUUGUUUGCCGGUCCUCUUGCAUUGAUACUUCUUGACCACCUGGAGGUCCAGGAUACUGGGCCCAAUCGUCAUCCUGGUCCGGCUGGGGAAAUUCCUCUUCCUGCGCACGCAGUUUGUUUCCAUGUCAAGAAGUGGGAAGAUCUUCUGGGCAACUUCGUUGGCGAUUGAUCUCCGGCGGGCGGUUUGCUGAGCUUUUCGCCCAGGCUUGCAAAGGCCCCCAGUGGCGCGCACCAUCGUG